CUCCGCGGAUCCGGAUCAGAUCAGACCGGGGACACCGAGACCGGAACGGACCGAAGACAUGAGGGAGAUAGUCCACAUCCAGGCGGGACAGUGCGGGAACCAGAUCGGAACCAAGUUCUGGGAAGUGAUCAGUGACGAACACGGCAUUGACCCGACGGGAAACUAUGUGGGUGACUCGCUUCUUCAGCUGGACAGAGUCAACGUCUACUACAAUGAGGCUUCCUCUCAUAAAUACGUCCCCCGGGCAGUUCUGGUUGAUCUGGAACCAGGAACCAUGGACAGUGUUCGAUCGGGAGCCUUUGGACAACUCUUCAGACCAGACAACUUCAUCUUUGGUCAAACAGGUGCCGGCAACAACUGGGCCAAAGGUCACUACACGGAGGGGGCGGAGCUUGUGGAUUCGGUCCUGGACGUGGUGAGGAAGGAGUGUGAGCACUGCGACUGCCUCCAGGGCUUCCAGCUGACUCACUCUCUGGGGGGGGGCACUGGCUCAGGAAUGGGGACCCUCCUCAUCAGCAAGAUCCGGGAGGAGUACCCCGACCGGAUCAUGAACACCUUCAGCGUCAUGCCCUCGCCUAAGGUUUCGGACACCGUGGUGGAGCCGUACAACGCCACCCUGUCCGUCCACCAGCUCGUGGAAAACACCGACGAGACGUACUGCAUCGACAACGAGGCCCUUUACGACAUCUGCUUCCGCACGCUGAAGCUGACCACGCCCACCUACGGCGACCUCAACCACCUGGUGUCAGCCACCAUGAGCGGCGUCACCACUUCGCUCCGUUUCCCGGGGCAGCUCAACGCCGACCUCCGUAAACUGGCCGUCAACAUGGUGCCCUUCCCCCGCCUCCACUUCUUCAUGCCGGGAUUCGCUCCGUUAACGGCCAGGGGAAGUCAGCAGUACCGAGCGCUCACCGUCCCCGAGCUCACCCAGCAGAUGUUCGACGCCAGGAACAUGAUGGCGGCCUGCGACCCUCGCCAUGGACGCUACCUGACGGUGGCCACUGUGUUCCGCGGACCCAUGUCCAUGAAGGAGGUGGACGAGCAGAUGCUGAACGUCCAGAACAAGAACAGCAGCUACUUCGUGGAGUGGAUCCCCAACAACGUGAAGGUGGCGGUCUGCGACAUCGCUCCCCGCGGGCUCAAGAUGGCCGCCACCUUCAUCGGAAACAGCACCGCCAUCCAGGAGCUGUUCAAGCGCAUCUCGGAGCAGUUCUCGGCCAUGUUCCGCAGAAAGGCCUUCCUGCACUGGUUCACGGGCGAAGGAAUGGACGAGAUGGAGUUCACGGAGGCGGAGAGCAACAUGAACGACCUGGUGUCGGAGUACCAGCAGUACCAGGACGCCACCGCCAACGACGGAGAUGACAACUUUGAGGACGAGGACGAUGAGAUCAACGAAUGCUGGGAUGCCGACAGACAGCACGAUGAGCCAAUCAGAGAGCAGGACCACGGCUUCACACCAAUCGAAUGAAGGCAGAGGCGGGGCUAUGGAAAAGGAAUAACAAACAUGUCUGAUUUUUGAGUUGUUUUUUUUUUAAAUUAAUCUCUGUGGUUAACAUUAAAGGAUAUUUU
This is a messenger RNA of Sphaeramia orbicularis (orbiculate cardinalfish), 1569 nucleotides long. RefSeq names its product tubulin beta-5 chain. Gene Ontology annotation, molecular function: structural constituent of cytoskeleton; GTP binding; GTPase activity. NCBI's taxonomy places the organism in Eukaryota, Metazoa, Chordata, Actinopteri, Kurtiformes, Apogonidae. Bases 59 to 1468 code for a protein of 469 amino acids. The record is from RefSeq and is a predicted model, not a curated record. Gene Ontology annotation, cellular component: microtubule. Gene Ontology annotation, biological process: microtubule-based process. The transcript has 7 exons.